This is a messenger RNA of Effrenium voratum, 489 nucleotides long. Lineage: Eukaryota; Dinophyceae; Suessiales; Symbiodiniaceae. The record is from the annotation of a GenBank genome assembly.
AGGAGCAAGUCAUCCACCAGCGUGUGGAGCAGGUCCGCGAGGUGCCGGUGCCUAUGGUGCAGGAGCAAGUCAUCCACCAGCGUGUGGAGCAGGUCCGCGAGGUGCCGGUGCCUAUGGCGCAGGAGCAAGUCAUCCACCAGCGUGUGGAGCAGGUCCGCGAGGUGCCGGUGCCUAUGGUGCAGGAGCAAGUCAUCCACCAGCGUGUGGAGCAGGUCCGCGAGGUGCCGGUGCCUAUGGUGCAGGAGCAAGUCAUCCACCAGCGUGUGGUGCAGGUCCGCGAGGUGCCGGUGCCUAUGGUGCAGGAGUCGGUGGUCCACGUACCCAAGGUGAUCACGCAAGAGCGCAUGCACCACUUCUAUGUGGAGGAGCCGGUGGACAUCCCAGUGAAGCAGCCCGUUGAGACGCAGGCUGAGGAGUGAGCGGGAUUGACCCGCCGAUUGCCGCCUCAGCUUGAAGCAGGAAAAGAGACCCCGCAAAACCACCCCCCCA